Pseudozyma hubeiensis SY62 is the source of this 210-nucleotide messenger RNA. RefSeq lists its product as hypothetical. The record is from RefSeq and is a predicted model, not a curated record. The transcript has a single exon. Bases 1 to 210 code for a protein of 69 amino acids. NCBI's taxonomy places the organism in Eukaryota, Fungi, Basidiomycota, Ustilaginomycetes, Ustilaginales, Ustilaginaceae.
AUGUCGCCGCAUAUCGCCAAGCUGCCACUGCAUGCAUCCUGCCCUUCACCUGAACACUCGGGUCCGAUUGCGUACCGGCAAGAAAGAGUUGCUCGGACCGUCAAUUGGAGCGCCAGACUCCCGAAAGACAGAAUGACACGGACCAAACGGGCGUUGGGCGCAACAGCCUUCUAUCGAGUCAAUGAACGCGCAGGCAGGGAAAAAACUUGA